CCUAGCUUGCCUCCCUCCCUCUCUUUUUCUUUUGUCUCCUCUUCCUUCUCCCGCUCUCUCUCCUUUCUUCUCCCUUCUCCGAAGCCGUUCUGGCUCAAGGCGGCCUGGGAUCAAGCGCUCGGUGCCCCGUAGCUGCCCUGCUGCCGUGCCAUGGCAGCGCGCGCGGGAGCGCCGCCGCCGCACUGCGCGUUCGCCCAGAAGUGCACGGCGGAGGGCAGAGAUUAUCUCGCGUAUUUCGACGAGCUCCGGAGGCCGCUGCGGGCGCCCGCGUGCCUUCUCGACAUGACGAAGGCGGAGCAGCUCGAGCACUUCCGCAGGGUGGACCAGAGGGCCAGGGAGAGUGAGGAGCACCGCGCGCUGAUACUCCUAUGGAGGAAGGGCUACGAGACCCAUGCCAGGAGAGCGUUCCUCAGGAGGCAGGGCGAGUUGGAUGGCGUGCCCACGGAGGAGGUUGAGCAGAUGCUCGGCUGGAUCAUCAGGAAGGUCGACCUGAAUUUCGAUAUUACAGGCGCCCUGCUACACUUCCUGCUGCCUGGGCGCGUGAUCCACGCUGGCGCCCUCGUGGCGGGCUCGCAGAUCACCGAGCUGGAGUGGCUCGUGGUGGCCGGCAGGAUGCUUUUGUUGUACGACACGUUCCUGUAUAGCAAGAGGGCAAAGCUCAUCUUCGAGCAUAGCUACUUGAUUUCGCAGGGAGUCCAGGAGGACCCCGAUCGCUUCCUGGCGGAUGCAGGCGAGGAGUCUUCAGAGCACAGCGAUGCCCUCGACAUUGGCACAGAUACCUUGAAGUCGCAGGAGGAGGAGGAGGAAUCCGAGAAUGACGACGAGAGGGAAGGGCAAUUCCUCGAAUAUUACGUACCCAAAGAUAGCCCUCUUCAUUCACAUUCGUGGGGGCGAGACCCCGAAGUAGACGACGCGCUGUUGAAGGAAAUGACUGCGAAGGAAGCGAGCAUUCUGAUGGAUAUGGAGUAAGCCGGACCACGCGAAAGGCAAAGUUCUGCCCCGUGCAUGGCGCUGACUAACAUAGAAACGCGAAUACGUUUUCGUUCAUUCCCUGUCUGCGCGCGAGCUGGUGUCUGACGUCUUGUCAAGACUACCAGGCUUCAUUGCCUCCUGGCGAACAGUGUUGACCGACGCUGGUCGCCGUGUUACUUGUAUAAGAGUCGGCGGGUUCAAAUAGUGGCGCUC
Messenger RNA from Prorocentrum cordatum, 1185 nucleotides. NCBI's taxonomy places the organism in Eukaryota, Dinophyceae, Prorocentrales, Prorocentraceae. The record is from the annotation of a GenBank genome assembly.